Meloidogyne enterolobii is the source of this 327-nucleotide messenger RNA. Lineage: Eukaryota; Metazoa; Nematoda; Chromadorea; Rhabditida; Meloidogynidae. The record is from the annotation of a GenBank genome assembly.
AUGAUUAAAACUUCAAGUGGAUCCCCAUCUUUAUUCGGAAAUUCAUCCACAAGUAUUAAACUUCAGCAACAACUUCAUUCUGCUUCGAAUACACCAAAGGUUCUAUCGACACCUAAACCUUUAUCAACAAAAGAUUUAACUAAAGUGGUUGAUGCGAAUCCUUUUAAUAUGGAAGAUUUGGUUACUCCAUUGGAUGAAGAUGAAAUUGUUAAUUUGGAACCGGUUAAAAUUGGGUCAACUGUUGCGGUUUCUAGUCCAUUAAAUUCUCCUCCUGCUGAUUUGGAUGAUUUGGAAGAAUUCCCGCCUUUGAAAAAUUCUACGAGUUAA